AUGGAUAAUCCUGCUGGUGACUCCAAUGAAGGUAAUUCAACAAACAACAAUAACACUGCUAAUAAUUUCACCUCAGAGCCAUCUUUAGGUAACGACUUGGAAAGCCUUGUGGAUAUGUUUGCUUCGUUAUCAAACACCAUCACUCAGCAUGAUGAUCGCCCUGAUGGACAUGUUAAUCGCGCUCUUGAUGGGUUAAUAGAGGAACUGAUGAUCAUAGGCGGCCAUGAUCGUGAAGAUCUUGUGAUUGAAGAUGAGGAAGAUGUUAGUGUGUUUGCGGACGAGAUGAUGAGGAACGAGCAUGACGAAAUGAUGAGGAACAUCAUCGGAAAUAGUGAAGCUGUCAGACUGGUUCCAGCAACUGAAGAAUCCAUUGAGGGAUUGGAGAAGGUGACUGUUGAACAAAAUGAAGCUGAAGGAAGCACAGAGGGAAAUAAGUAUGACUGUUCUAUUUGUUUUGAAGAUUUUUUGAACGACCCAGAAGCUGCUCGUAUGCCUUGCUCUCAUUUGUUUCACAAAAAAUGCAUCACUGAUUGGCUGCGUACUCGCAAUGCUUGUCCUCUCUGUCGCUUUCAAAUGCCUACAGAUUAA
Messenger RNA from Prosopis cineraria, 588 nucleotides. RefSeq names its product E3 ubiquitin ligase BIG BROTHER-related-like. Gene Ontology annotation, biological process: protein ubiquitination. Gene Ontology annotation, cellular component: cytoplasm. The record is from RefSeq and is a predicted model, not a curated record. The coding region runs from base 1 to 588 and encodes 195 amino acids. The transcript has a single exon. Gene Ontology annotation, molecular function: ubiquitin protein ligase activity; zinc ion binding. NCBI's taxonomy places the organism in Eukaryota, Viridiplantae, Streptophyta, Magnoliopsida, Fabales, Fabaceae.